This is a messenger RNA of [Torrubiella] hemipterigena, 2814 nucleotides long. The record is from the annotation of a GenBank genome assembly. Lineage: Eukaryota; Fungi; Ascomycota; Sordariomycetes; Hypocreales; Clavicipitaceae.
CACCGCUUCUGCCUUGAACGCUGCGAAUCCCAGCAAUCACCCAUAACCUUUGUUUGCAAUUCGCCGCAAAUCAUAAAUUACGGUAGCUUAUCAACUCCGCAUUCUCUACAAAUAACCAAAGCGUCUCUGCCGCUGCAGCAACCGCCGCAAUGGACCAACACACCCAGACGGGCGUCCUCCUCACCACCGCCUUCGCGACCUUUAUCGCCGGCUACGCCUUUGGCAUCUUCACAAACCGCGGCUACCUCAUCUCCCCGGAACUCGCCGAGGAGCGCCGUCGCAAUCUGAACGACCCCGUCGAGAGCGAGGAGGAGGACAUUGACGAGGACGCAACCAUUCUCGACCACGCGCCAAACUGGUUCAACGGCGACGCUGCCGAUAGACGACAGGGCCUGCGCGCUCGCGGCCCCAAUGCGCCUGCUGGGGCCAAUACCUUUGCUUCCGCAGCUUCUGCAGCUCAGAAAGCCGUUGAUCUCAACUCGAAUGAGGAGUGCAAGCUCGUCCUGGUUGUCCGCACGGACCUGGGCAUGACAAAGGGUAAAAUCGCCGCUCAGUGCUCGCACGCAACACUCGCCUGCUACAAGGCCCUCUCUCGAAACAGCGAUUCCAAGUCCCCCGAGCGCCGCAUGCUCAGCCGCUGGGAAAAGUACGGCCAGGCCAAGAUUGCCGUACAGAUUAAGAGUCAGGAUGAGAUGAUGGAGCUGCGCCGCAAGGCUAGAUCGCUGGGUAUCACAGCCGAGAUUAUUCAGGAUGCUGGCAGAACACAGAUUGAGGCUGGCAGCAUCACCGUCUUGGGUGUUGGCCCUGCGCCGAAAAGCCUUGUCGACCAGGUCACAAGCCACCUGAAACUCCUGUAAACCAGUUAUGAUUAUAUUUUUGUUGUAAUGUCUUGGAAGUUUGGAAGACGGCGUAUUUUGUGCGUAUAGGAAAUAAAAGUUUGAUAGACGAGGAAUUAGACACAAGCUCACAAGGUUGUCCCCAUUGAGAAACAAAAAAGGUUCUAUAAAGUGAUUGAUUCAAGGUGUCAUGCAAAUGUAUAUAGCUACAGAAACGCCAGUGUAGACCAAAACAAUUCAAAAAGACUAUUUACUCUCGUCGCGCAAAUCUGCCAAGCGCCGGCCCAAGGUCUGCUUGGACCUCUUCCUUCUUCUUCUCCCUCUUUGCUUGCUGCUCUUUCCACAGCUCGUCGACCUUCAUUCUCUUCUCGUCGAUAAUGUUCUUCUUUCUUUGCUUGCGCAGGUACUUGCUCAGCGCGCCGUUCUUACCACGAGCCCUCUUGCGAAUCUCCUCUUCGACGGAAGUCUGCGGUGUAUCGAGAUCGCGGUCGGCCUUGCGCUGGGCAUCAGAGCGGAGAUCCAGGUUACCAACAAAGUUGGGAUCAAUGGCAAUCAUCUCAGGCUUGAGCUUGUUGAGCAAGCUGCGGACUUCAGUCUCCUUGCGCUGCUGGUUCGUCUCGAAGGGGUUGAGCUCCAUGGCGUCAAAGUUGGCCUCACCAGCGCCAGGGACGAUGAUAGAGGAAAAUCCUUCCUCGUGGCCGAGACCGAGCACAUCUUCAAACGGACACCACUGGACACGCUCGAUGCGCUUGCCCUCACCACCCCAGCGCAUAUACGGGCUCUGGACCUUUUGCUGAACGGGGGCGUUGGUGUCGUAGAGACCCUUCCAGAUGGUAGAUUGUGUGCCCCAUGAUAGAGCUGUAAGACCAGUGUCGGAGAUGGCUAAGGAGGAGGCGGGGGCGCGGGUAAAGUAGUUGUUGACUUCCUUGAACAUGCGGAUAUCCCAGACGGCCAUGCGCUGGUCCUGGCCGGCAGAGACCAUGUAUCGGCCGAUACGGUCCAUGGCUAGUGCACGCACGGGACCCUUGUGAGCGAGAAGCUUGACGUGCGGCUCGCUGGAGUUGGGAGACCACAGUGUGACUGUUCCGUUUUGGUGGCCGACGUGGAGGAUGGCGUUGUAUCUGUUUUGUCCCAUGGACACGGCAGGGCCCAGGCGGGUUGGCAACUCGGCGACCAAUUGGCCGGUGGAAGUGUCUUGGUACUUGAGCACGCCGCUGUUGCCAAUAGUGCCGAGCAAGAAGUGGUAGGGGAGGAAUUCCAUGUGGGUAACGUCGGUGAGCUUUCGGAGGCAGUGCAGCUCAACACCGUCGCUGUCGUAGAUGUAGACAUACUUUUUCUGCGCCGCGGCAAAGUACUGGUUGUUAUGGAGCCACUUGAUGUCUCGUAUCGUCUCGCCAAGUUGUCGUUCGAAGCCGAGCUUACCCUCUCUCCAGUCCAUGCUAGCGAUAUGGCCCUUACGGCCAGCAAGCAGCAGUUCUCGUCCGUUUCGCGAGUAGUCGAAGAUGUACGGACCGAGAGCAUCCAGCUUGAGGUCGAACCUCUUGCUUGCUGUCUCUACCGACAAGUCUUCCGUCAGGUCGUCCUGUCGUACUUUGUAUGUGCGCUCGAGUUCGGUUUCGGCCUCGAGGUAGCCGGCGGUGUUUUCCAAGAGAAUCUCGGCAUCCUUGGCCUUGACGGUGGCAUCUUGGUACUUGUUUUCCAGUCGCUUCAGGUUUGUUCGCAGCUUCUUGUCUUUGAUGUUCUUUGUGUUGAUCUUCUUUCCGCGGCCGUAUGCCUUUUCUGCUUCGCGCAGUCUCUUCAUCUGCAGUCUCUCUUGUCGAGGGACGAGAUCCAUGGAUUGUGUAGUUCGUUCGACGGGAGUAGCGCCAUUGCCUUGCCCUUUCGAGCGCGGCUUCUCAACCGUUUCAACUUCCAUGGCUGCAAGAAGAAAUUAAUGGAGAGGGAAAGGGUUGUUGGGAAAUUUGGUUAUAGAGCAGAG